CCAGCUUACCCUUACCCUCCUCUUCCCGUCCCCACCGUCAGGCCUCAGAGCUCUACCAAAGGCUGCACGUUGACGCAGAUCGAGACCGCAUACACUAACCGGCAACCGGCUUCGGUCUGGUGGGCCUUCAGAGUGAAGAUGAAAGAUGGCGACCAUCGAUCAUUCCAAAACAACAAACAUCUCAAAUCCAACCACUCGUCAAAACCUAUGUGAUUCAGAUUCUCACCUUGCCGACCAUACCUAGCGAAUAAGCAUUGCCACCGCACCAGAUAAGUCCUUGACACGAACAUGGCACCUCAAGCUGGCAUUCUCUAUGUAACGAUGGCCCCCCAGGCAUCACUGCCUGCAGCUCAAUUCCACGAUUGGUACGACAACGAACAUGGUCCCCUUCGAUUGCGCCUUCCCUACAUCACGAAUGGCUUCCGCUAUCGUGCCAAUGACAUGGAUGGGAAAGACCCGACAAAGGAGCCGGAAUGGAUGGCUGCAUACGACGUGACAGACAUGAAUGAGAUGACCAAGGAACAGUAUACGAGGCUUCGCCGGGAACCAAUACAGACACAACGAGAGCGGGAUACAAUGAAGCAGAUCAAGGUGGACAGGAAAUUUUACGAUCUUGUACUUGUCCGUACAUCAUCAAAUUUUGAAGAUAUAGAACAAAUUGGUGCACAAACGAAGGACGUAGCGAGCGUGCUUGUUGCGCGUAUAUUCACCCUAAAAGAAGGAGCAAAGGACAAAGAAGAAGAGUUCCUGAAGUGGUACGACGAGGAGCAUUUGCCCAUGCUGGAGAAGGUUCCCGGUUGGCGUCGUGGACGUGUUUACAAGUCCAGCUCGAUCGAGCCCGUCAAUGAGGUGCAAUAUCUUGCUCUGCACAACUAUCUACCGGAGAAUGGCUUGGGAGGAGAGGAAUUCCAAGCCGCCAUAUCAACACCAUGGAAGAAAGACAUCGUCGCGAAUGUGAUUGAUGACAGGUCAAGGCGUACAUUUGACUUGUACUACACAUUCGGUCCAGCUCCACGAGAUCUCGCAGCGCCAGCUUCCUUAGACGCGCUUGCGUCUUGGAACUACUCAGACGGCGUGACCAAAACAUACAAGGAGAAAGAGCGUGCAAUCGUGGAGUCGUAUGUCACAACUGCUGAUGGUGCGGUACUUCCCUAUCGUCUUGAGGGCUCUACGAACCCAGAAGCUCCUCUGAUCAUUCUCUGCAACUCCGUGCUGGUGACAUGGGGCAUAUGGGAUGCAUUCGUUGAACACUUCUUAUCCGACCCCAAAAACCAACACUUCCGUAUCCUGCGCUACAACUCACGUGGCCGCACCGCAAACACCGGCUCCCAGAACAUCACUCUCGAUGUGCUCGCAGCCGACAUAAUCACCAUUCUCGACGCUCUGCGCGUCCCGAAAGCCGCUAGUCUUUUCGGCGUUAGCCUCGGCGGCGCAACAGUUCUCAACGCCGCUCUCAAGUAUCCGUCUCGCGUUGGCUCGUUCAUCUCCUGCGAUACUAACUCCAAGUCGCCCGCAGGCAACAGCACAGCUUGGGCCGAACGCAUCGAUAUCGCAGAGAAACAGGGCAUCAAAGCGCAGUCUGGCGAGCCGUUGGUCGGCUCCGAGCUCGCCGAGAAGACGGUGCGUCGCUGGUUCGUCCCCGAGUCGUAUGAUGGCGGCGUUAGCGAGAAAGAGAUCCAGCGCGUCAAGGACAUGGUAGCAAGCAACAGCCUAGAUGGCUUCAAGAAGGGCGUCAGAGCACUGUUCGACUACGACGUGGAAGGUCUCAUGCGAUCCUCCAAGGUAAAGGGUGCAUUUGUCGUCGGCGCGGGAGAUGGUGUGCUGCCGAAAACGAUGGCGGAGAUGGCGAAGAACUACGGAGACGGUGUUCAUUUGGCGGUCAUCGAUGGUGCGGGACAUUUGCCUAUGGUUGAGAAACCGAGGGAAUUUGCAGACGUGGUGGAGAGAUUUAUGGCUGGCUAGGAUGUGCGCAGGACUCGGAGUUAAAGCGAGCGCACAUGUGUAUGUAUGUACGCUAUACGCAAUACACUUCUAUCACGUAAUCACUGGGUGUUUGCAUCAUAAUCAAACACUCCCAAAACGUCAGCAAAGCUUCCCUGAAUGGUUCCAUUAGCACUAGACUUCUUCCAGUCACUUGCACUGUCUCAUAGACGCCGUUCUGACCUAGUUAUAUGUAUCAUGAUACAGCAGUC
Pseudovirgaria hyperparasitica is the source of this 2192-nucleotide messenger RNA. RefSeq names its product putative alpha/beta hydrolase. The transcript has a single exon. NCBI's taxonomy places the organism in Eukaryota, Fungi, Ascomycota, Dothideomycetes, Acrospermales, Acrospermaceae. The record is from RefSeq and is a predicted model, not a curated record. The coding region runs from base 289 to 1962 and encodes 557 amino acids.